AUGAUUUCAGGCGUACUCUCUUGGCCAACUGCAGUAUUUGUAAUGAAGAGUGAAGAAGUUAAAGCUAUACUGAAACCGUUGUAUGAUGCAAUGGAAAAACACUACUACAACGGGGAGCUGGAAAAAUCGCUUGACUAUUUCCACACUGACGCGGUUGUUGUAAGCAAAGGACAGGAAGUGCAAUAUGGGAAAAAACAAAUAGCGGAAGCAUUCAAGAAAUUCACCGAGGAGCACGGAGUCGUAAAAUUUGCCCGAAGCAACGAGAAUUUCUGUGGAGCCGAAUGUUGCCUCUGUAUGUCAUGUGACGUCACACUCGACACACCAAAAAAAGGGAAACAAAAGGCGAAAGUUUUUCAUAUUUGGAGGAAAGAAGAUGGAAAAUGGAAGCUCUUUCAUGACGAAUAUCAAAUUUGUGCUUAA
Molecule: messenger RNA, 420 nt
Organism: Necator americanus (New World hookworm)
Lineage: Eukaryota; Metazoa; Nematoda; Chromadorea; Rhabditida; Ancylostomatidae
Exons: 4
Coding region: 1-420 (139 amino acids)
Source: RefSeq, a predicted model, not a curated record